AUUUUACGAUUUAGGUUGUUUGUAAAUUCAAUGCCAGAGUGCGGUCUGGGCGUUCGUAAAUCCAGAGCGUUUUACUCGCCCUAGUAGAGCUAAGAAUGCACUGUUUCUGGUGAAGUUGUUCUUCCAUUACAUGUUUUCCAAAGAUUAUUUAUUCAAGUAUGUGUUGAUGACCAGAAAUGUAAUUUUUUUUUUAGGCCAUUUUCAUUUUAUAUUGAGCGUUGGUGACACCGACUAUAUUCAUCCAGUGUUUAGCAUUCGUAAAUUCAUCAGUUAUUCUGCGCGAGAAUGCUCUGAAAUCGGAGUAGUAGUUAAUAAUACUGUCUGGCAAGUUCGAUGUAUUAGUAGCCAACUAAAGUUGGGUAGAUAGCUAACAUAUCAGUACCUACUGCUCUAAUGCUCAGCGGUUUGUAAGGAUGUAGCUAAUUAAUUGUCAGCCAACAUAGCGUGUAACGUAAUUUAUUUUAAAAGUGAUUACAUUGCUCAACAUUUUUUACAAUUUGUCAUAAUUAGUUAAAACAAGUCAUUUGUUUUUGCCUUCGUCAGACUUCGGCUGCAAAUUUUCCGCCAUUCUUUUCAAAUCUGAAAAGGUGAAGCAACGCCCAUUUUCGGAAGAACUGCAUUAUGGGUCCUAAAAGCACGGAAAGUGUCCACUGCAUGUGUACUUCGUAUUUUGGCGAAUUUAGCACGAGUUUCGGAAACUUUUGACAUACUAACUAUAUCCAUACUAUGACCAGUAUACUAUAUACUCAAAUCCCGUCACAAAUAGUGCGGUUGGUAGCAGAGUAUUCAGCUUAGAUUUAGUGAAGAUAAUAAUUGGAGGGUGGUCUCACACUCCAGUACAGUAGGUGGCGGUGUAUGCACCUUUCAGUUGGUUGCAAUCCGAAAAUACAAAUGUAAAUAAGUAGUAAACGGAAGUGAAUAGUGAUCAAGAACAAUUUUCGCGCUAGCGUUUUUGUUUUGUUAUUUAGACAUUUAUUAACACUCUGGAACUCAAUGCAUUCAUUUUAACUGCAAAACAUAAUAUACUUAACUCGGGUAGUCUUUAAUUCGCGUUGAAGACAGGACUUGGUUGAUAGAUGUUAUCUAGGUAACGCUAGCUAGCUGCUAACGUUAGUUAACAAUGGCUAACGGUAUGGUUUUUCACACUCAAAUAGCCUCGAUUAUGGAGGUGCUAGCGAAUGCAGCCGUGGCAGAGAUCUGUAAACUCGUAGACGACGACUAUGCAGUGUUUCGUUUGGAAAUAACUCAAAGCCAGAAAGAAAACAGGGGAUUGCGGAGGAAACUACAGCUGCUGGAAAUGAAGGUGUCACGGGAGCGCGCAGAGAGGACAAUACGAGAGCGCGUCCUCGGCAGUCGUCCCAGUAGUGUCAAGAUCCUCGACCGAUACAGAGGAUUGGCUAGAGGUGAAGGACAUCUCACCGGAGGCCACAGGAGCUUUGUGAAGCCGGCGGGACACAAUACAUGGAGAGAUGACCAACCCAUAGCUUCUGCAGAUGCAGAGGCUGCAGGUCCUGAAGGAUCGUCUCUGGUCAAGAAGGAGAGGACUGAAGGAGAGGACCCACUGCACAGCGGAGACAUCCAGACUGGAGCAGUGGCUACAGUGGCACCUCCUGUAGCCACGGAGGACCUCACAACUGCCGCCUCGCCCCAGCCCAGGACCGGACGCAGCAUCACGGAGGGAUCGCGACCCAGUGUCCACAUCAAUGGCAACUUCCGAUUCACAUGGCUGUGUCCUUUUCGAUCAGGUAUUGAACUCAGAGGACCAAAGGGCCAAGGCGUGGGGAGGGGGACCAACUUCAGUCAAUAG
This is a messenger RNA of Oncorhynchus tshawytscha (Chinook salmon), 1807 nucleotides long. RefSeq lists its product as uncharacterized. The record is from RefSeq and is a predicted model, not a curated record. The coding region runs from base 1121 to 1807 and encodes 228 amino acids. The transcript has 4 exons. NCBI's taxonomy places the organism in Eukaryota, Metazoa, Chordata, Actinopteri, Salmoniformes, Salmonidae.